Molecule: messenger RNA, 1672 nt
Organism: Cryptomeria japonica (Japanese cedar)
Lineage: Eukaryota; Viridiplantae; Streptophyta; Pinopsida; Cupressales; Cupressaceae
Product: actin-7
Exons: 5
Coding region: 200-1333 (377 amino acids)
Source: RefSeq, a predicted model, not a curated record
GAGGUGUCUCUGGCUGGCGGGUUAGCUGGAUUGUGACUCUGAGGGCCACUAUCUCGCCUAUUUCUUGCCUCCCAAAUGCUCUCUUUCACAAUCUCAAAAUUCCUCCUCCUUUUCUCUUCUUGCUUUGGAGCAUCUGCUCUGCCACUCUUGAAGAAACGCAGUACAACCAAGAGAGGUGCCUUUUUCAUUUGAUCCAAGAAUGGCUGAAACUGAUGAAAUCCAACCCCUUGUCUGCGACAAUGGAUCUGGAAUGGUUAAGGCUGGAUUUGCAGGGGAUGAUGCCCCUCGUGCUGUUUACCCCAGUAUUGUUGGCAGACCAAGGCAUACUGGUGUGAUGGUUGGUAUGGGGCAGAAGGAUGCAUAUGUUGGAGAUGAAGCUCAGUCCAAGAGGGGUAUUUUGACUCUCAAAUACCCCAUUGAGCAUGGCAUUGUGACCAAUUGGGAUGAUAUGGAAAAGAUCUGGCAUCACACAUUCUUCAAUGAGCUCCGAGUCGCCCCAGAGGAGCAUCCUGUUCUUCUCACUGAAGCACCACUUAACCCCAAGGCAAAUCGGGAGAAAAUGACACAGAUAAUGUUCGAGACUUUCAAUGUGCCUGCCAUGUAUAUUGCAAUUCAGGCAGUGCUUUCUCUGUAUGCAAGUGGACGAACAACUGGUAUUGUGCUAGAUUCUGGUGAUGGUGUUACACACACUGUCCCAAUCUAUGAGGGAUAUGCUCUGCCUCAUGCCAUCCUCAGACUGGACCUUGCAGGGCGUGACCUGACUGAUGCACUGAUGAAGAUCCUUACAGAACGUGGGUACACUUUCACCACAACAGCAGAGCGAGAAAUUGUCCGUGACAUGAAGGAGAAAUUGGCCUAUGUGUCUCUUGAUUAUGAAAAGGAGUUGGAGACUGCAAAAAGUAGCUCUUCACUGGAAAAGAGCUAUGAGCUUCCUGAUGGUCAGGUGAUCACCAUUGGUGCAGAAAGGUUCAGAUGUGCAGAGGUCCUGUUCCAGCCAUCUUUAAUAGGAAUGGAAGCUGCUGGCAUCCAUGAGACUACAUACAAUUCCAUUAUGAAGUGUGAUGUGGAUAUUCGUAAAGACUUGUAUGGGAAUGUCGUGCUCAGUGGUGGGUCCACAAUGUUCCCUGGAAUUGCAGAUCGAAUGAGUAAGGAAAUUACUGCAUUAGCUCCCACUAGUAUGAAGAUUAAGGUUGUGGCACCUCCAGAAAGGAAAUAUAGUGUCUGGAUUGGAGGAUCUAUUUUGGCUUCUCUGAGUACUUUCCAGCAGAUGUGGAUUUCAAAGGCAGAGUAUGAAGAGUCUGGUCCAUCAAUUGUUCACAGGAAAUGCUUCUAGAGGGUCUGGAUGUUUGGGAUUUUUAUCCUCCAUGAGAAGCCAUAGUGUGUACCUCUGUAAUUUUAGUAUGGAUGGAUUAUUAGUAUUGUAAAGAGAGGAAUUCCGUUUCUAUUUGUAACAGAACCUUUCCUAUGUUAGUUUUGGACAGAACCUUUCCUAUGUUAGUUUUGGUUCUUGGAGUCUUCCUGGUUUUGGAUCGAGGGAAAUAUUUUAAGCUAUUUCUGCUGGAUUGCAUUAAAUCCUACUAGUUUUCUACUUUUAGUCCCCUUUUGAGCUGUAUUCAUUAUCUCUUCUCGUGACAUAAUUUUAUAUGAAGUGGGAGAUUUUUUUUAGCAAGAA